Molecule: messenger RNA, 873 nt
Organism: Dreissena polymorpha
Lineage: Eukaryota; Metazoa; Mollusca; Bivalvia; Myida; Dreissenidae
Exons: 4
Coding region: 1-873 (290 amino acids)
Biological process (GO): mannosyl-inositol phosphorylceramide biosynthetic process
Molecular function (GO): mannosyltransferase activity
Source: RefSeq, a predicted model, not a curated record
AUGGCGAACAAGUACUGGAAGACGAGCGUGUCUUUGUUGACUGCGAAAAUACCGAACACCCAGGUGAGGCCCAGCACGGAUGACGCGCAACUGGACAAGAAAGACCCUAACAUCAGUCAAAUUUCAGUCAAAGUUAAACAAAAUCCGUCUGGAUCAGCACCUACUUCCGGUUUACCUUAUUUCGAACUCGAUCAACCUUAUUUUGAACCGGAAGUAAUGUACGAAUUCCCAACUUCAUCGUCCUCUCCAAGAAUUCCACACAUCAUCCACCAGACCUACAAGACCGAGGCAAUACCGAUGGAUUUUCAGAAGAAUGUGCAGUCUUUUAUUCGUUUCAAUCCAAACUGGAAGUACAUGUUUUGGACCGACGAGACUGCCAGACAAUUCAUACAGGCAAUGUAUCCAGACUUCCUAGUGGUUUGGGACAAUUACAGAAACAACGUAAACAAGGCGGACGCUCUCAGGUACUUCGUUCUGUAUGAAUUCGGUGGAAUCUAUGCUGAUCUAGAUUUUGAGUGCCUACGGCCUCUUGACCCGGUGACUCGGAAGUACGCCGCCAUUUUCCCGUUGGAACCUUUUGAACACAGCGCUCUUCGGUAUGAGAUCCCCUUCCUGCUGAACAACGCAAUCAUGAUGUCUAGACCGAGGCAUCCCUUCUUGAAGCACAUGAUUGACAAUCUGUCUGCGUUCCAGGCCUUGUGGGAGCAACUUGACGUCGCCGGUCCCUGUUUUGUAACAACGAAUUUCAUGUCAUAUAACAACUUCACGGCAGAGCUCGGUCAGCAGCUGGAGCAUGCACGUCGCGAUCGGGGGGAGAGUCACUCGCUGAAGAUUUUCUUGAAGACUCAGAAGAAUCGCCAAGCGGAAUGGUAA